AUGUGGUCAAGAGGUACAAAGGAUUUUGGACAAGAGAGAAUAUGUUUCUCUAAUGUGCUCGUCAUACGAAAACGAAACCUUUUCUGGGGACGUAAAUGGAGGUCUCUCGACAUCAAACUCGUUUUGGGGAUGUUGGGUUUCCAUAUUCUGACACUUUUUGCACCAUUUACGUUCACAUGGAAUGUUUUCUGGUUAACAGUUUUGAGUUAUUUUCUUACGGGGGCAUUGGGUAUAACCCUGGGCUAUCACAGGCUUCUAGCGCACCGUAGUUUCAAACUACCCAAAUGGCUCGAAUACACGUGUGUUUAUCUCGGGGUUCAUGCCUCCCAGCGGGAUCCAAUAUAUUGGGUGAGUAUACAUAGGUACCACCAUCAAUAUGUCGAUCUAGACAAAGACCCACACACUCCCAUUUACGGAUUUUGGUUCAGCCACAUGGGCUGGAUCUUCGAUAGUGGCUACAUUAAGGAGAAGUAUCAAGAACGUAAAAAUGUAGAAGAUUUGAAAAGUCAGGCGUUUUAUAGGUUCAUCAAAAGAACUUACGUAUGGCAUUUAUUCGGAUUAUGGGCCCUCGUUUAUGCUUGGGGUGGCUUUCCGUACUUCGUGUGGAUUGUAGGUGUUAGGAAUACGUGUCUUCUCAACGCGACGUUUCUAGUAAACUCAGCUUGCCAUAUAUGGGGAAAGCGAGCUUGGAGCACUGACGACUUAUCUAAAAAUAACUGGUGGGUGGCUUUAAUUACGUUUGGAGAAGGGUGGCAUAACAAUCAUCAUGCUUUUGAAUAUUCCGCUCGACAUGGGCUGGAAUGGUGGCAGAUCGAUCUGAGUUGGUACGUGAUCCGGUUUCUUGAAUCAAUAGGAUUGGCAACGAACGUGAAAUUGCCGUCUCAUGCUCACAAACUUAAAAAAUCGUUAGCAAUUUCAGAUGAUCUUUUAAUGAAACAGACGAGUAAUUCUAUCAAUUAUUAG
This is a messenger RNA of Cynara cardunculus var. scolymus (artichoke), 963 nucleotides long. RefSeq names its product palmitoyl-monogalactosyldiacylglycerol delta-7 desaturase, chloroplastic-like. Lineage: Eukaryota; Viridiplantae; Streptophyta; Magnoliopsida; Asterales; Asteraceae. Gene Ontology annotation, biological process: lipid metabolic process. The transcript has 5 exons. The record is from RefSeq and is a predicted model, not a curated record. Gene Ontology annotation, molecular function: oxidoreductase activity, acting on paired donors, with oxidation of a pair of donors resulting in the reduction of molecular oxygen to two molecules of water. The coding region runs from base 1 to 963 and encodes 320 amino acids. Gene Ontology annotation, cellular component: endoplasmic reticulum membrane.